Linum trigynum is the source of this 282-nucleotide messenger RNA. The record is from the annotation of a GenBank genome assembly. Lineage: Eukaryota; Viridiplantae; Streptophyta; Magnoliopsida; Malpighiales; Linaceae.
AUGGUUAUGUCCUUGUUCCGAUCUGUGUUCUUCAGAUCUGAGCUUGCUCUUCAGGGUCCGGGUGUUGCAACUUGGAGAAUCUCCAUCAUUGUUUGGCGGGUUGUUGUUCUUCAAGUGUGGUGUGUUCAUCAUUUUUGGGUGAAAACAUUCAUUGCCGUCCCCUUCGUCGUAACCAUGAGUUUGGCGUCUGUGGAAGGCGAUGUCACGUCCGGCGGCCGCGGCGGCUUCUCAUUGUGCAAUGGAGGUUUGGUUUCUGUUUGGGACUUAGGGUUGUUGGCUUGA